UAUUUGCUAAUGUAAGGGCGUCUGAUGUUUCAUGAAUACAAACUAUGUCAACUGUAUCUUCGACUAAGGAUAUUUAAAAAAAGAAAUACACGUAUUUCACAACCAAGACCAACUGUUUACUGCUAAUUCGCGAUGCUGGAGAAAGGUUGAACCACAGGUUACUCAUGGAAACAAAGGGGAUCGCUGAAAAUGUCCAACUCAGUUAAAAAAGUGAGACAAGGAGAAAAAAUACCUCUGAAGUCAACGGGAAUCCAGAGCAAGGCGUCUCAUGAUCUCAGGAGGCUUCAGUCCCUGCUUGCCAAAACCGGCCCCAGACAAGAGGUGGCUGCGAUGAGUCACAGCAAGGCAUGCAGCGGUGGAGCCAGCAGAUCACAAGGCCUGCAUCAUCAAAAAGACGACAACAGACACCGGAGUGAGAGCGACAUCAACAGUGAAGCAUCUGAACUGGAAAAAUUCAGCAUAUCAUACAGGGACCAAAGAUGCUUCAGUGGCCACCCACUGCAUAAACUCUUCUCUGACAUCCUCGUGUCUUUGGUCAAGAACCGACUCUGCAGUGAAUGGAUUGACCAUGCAACACCUGAAUCAGUCCUCAGGGUUCUCAUCUGCCUACGAUUAUUGAUCAGAGAUCCUCACCAUCAGAAAACUCUCCAUCAGCUCCAGGGCAUCAGUUUACUUGCCAGGUAUAUGGAGGCUGUCACCGCCACGUACAUAUCUUGUGGCGAACAGGCGUUUUCCGUGCAGAAGCUGGUCACAAUGACCUACAUGUUUCAGAAGCUGUCUGCCGCUGAAAAUCAAAGGGCCUGGGUCAUCGCGAGUGGCGCUCACAAAACCCUGGUGAAGCUCCUCUCCACAACAGACAGCAGUGUGCUGCUGGGAGCCCUGCUGGCACUCAGCACUUUGGCUGAGAGCCCAGAAUGCAAGGAGGAGAUUGGGAAGCUACCGAUCGUGGAGAACCUUCUUGUAAUCCUGCAGGAAUAUGACCUGCUGUCAAAGAGGAUAACUGCAGAGCUGCUGAGGCUCCUGUCCUCAGUGCAGCAGGUGAGGCAGCAGGUGAGGGAGCUGGAGGGGCUGCCCGUGCUGCUGAGCCUGCUGCACGGCCAGCACCUGAAGCUGCUGUGGAGCCUCACCUGGGUCCUGGUCCAGCUCUGCGAGGAUCCCGACACCAGGGCAGAGAUCCGGAGCUGGGGAGGGGUGCAGCAGCUGCUUUGGCUGCUCAACAGUGACAGGCGGUAUGUCUCCGAUCGCGCCUCAAUCGAGACGCUGUCCAGCGCCAACGCUGCCGGUCGCAUCCAGAAAGAGCACGUCAGAGAGGAGCUCAGCCCACAGGAGGAGGUGGACAACACCAAGGCCCUGCAUUCAGCCUGUUGUACAGCUUUGACGGAGCUUAGUCUGGAUGACACAUCUGCUCACCACAUUGUGCAGGUAAGAGAAAGUCUCUAAUAUGUGCACAGUCCAUAUUGAUGUAAAAUUACCAUAUAUAAUAAAACAUUGCAUGAUUCAUUCUUGCAUCCUUUUCUUGAAAAUGGGAUCUACAUUAUAGCAAAGUUGAUUUUACCACCAAAGUCUGGAGCAAAGGUCACAUCUUUACAGUGCUAUGCAUUUCGGACCCUUCGAUUUCUCUUCAGUGUGGAAAGAAACAGGCAUCUGUUCAAGAGACUCUUUCCCACAGACCUCUUUGAGCUGUUUAUUGAUGUUGGCCAUUAUGUGCGGGACCUCACAGCCUAUGAGGGACUGCAAACCAAAGUUUCACUCUACACUGAAGAGGAACUGGACAGUCUGAGAGAGAGCAUCGAAGCGGUGGACCAGAACCGACCUCCCCUUAAAGUCAUCAGCGGUUACUCCCUACUGGACCAUCUGGGCACCGGGGCGUUUGGAAGCGUCUUCAAGGUCCAAAAGCAGAGCGGCCAGAACCUCCUGGCUCUGAAGGAGGUGAACCUGCACAACCCGGCCUUUGGCAAAGACAAGAAGUCCAGAGACAGUAACGUGGAGAAAAUCAUCUCUGAGCUCACAAUCAUCAAAGAACAGAUGACACACCCAAACGUUGUUAAAUAUUACAAGACGUUUUUGGAAGGUGACAAGCUGUACAUUGUGAUGGAGCUGAUCGAGGGAGUGCCACUGGCUGAACAUUUUAACUCCCUGAAGGAGAAGCAGCAGCAGUUCACCGAGGACAGAAUUUGGAAUAUAUUCAUGCAGAUGUGCCUGGCAUUGAGGUACCUGCACAAGGAGAAGAGAAUAGUCCACCGCGACCUCACGCCAAACAACAUCAUGCUGGGGGAGAAGGACAAAGUCACCAUCACUGACUUCGGCCUGGCUAAGCAGAAGCAGGAGAACAGCAAGCUGACGUCAGUGGUCGGCACCAUCCUUUACUCCUGUCCAGAGGUGGUGAAGAGCGAGCCGUAUGGAGAGAAAGCUGACAUCUGGGCUUUAGGCUGUAUCCUCUAUCAGAUGGCCACUUUACAGCCUCCGUUCUACAGCAGUAACAUGCUGUCACUGGCUAGCAAGAUCGUCGAGGCCAUCUAUGAACCGAUUGAAGAAGGUGCUUUUUCAGAGAGAGUGACAGACAUGAUCAGAUGGUGUUUGAGUCCAGACGCAGACCAGCGGCCGGACAUCGUUUCCGUCAGCUCCAGGAUCUCUGACCUCAUGAUGAGGCUGAUGGACGGCCUCUACACUUCCCAGAAUGCACUGGAAAGAAGAGCAGAGAGGGACAGGAAACGAGCGCAGAGGUACUUCCUGGAGCGGCACAAAAGCAGGAUGAACUGCUGCCUCUCAAACCAGGAAAAAUCCUUAAUGAAAGCUGAAUAUACGACUACACACUCUUCUGCAGCCUGCACCUCAAAACACAGCGGGCGAAUCAUCUGUCAAGAUGCUGCCUCUGAUAAUGACGUUGAACCGUCGCAUACCAAAAACAACACCACUGCCUCUGUAGGAAAACAUUACGGACUCAGUACCUGCGUGACACCUGAUCAAAUUCUACAAAGUGGGGAUUUUACUGCAGCAAAGAUUAAACCAAGACCAGUGUCAGCAGGGAUCUGUGUCUCCCAGAAGAAGCUUAGACAGAUUGAUGAUCCCAGCCAGAGGCUCCUCGUGCAGCUGCACAAAAUCAUCUUCAUCACUCAACUUCCACCAGCUCCGCACCACAACAUCAAACGACGGGUUAUUGAAAGAUUUAAAAAAUCUCUGUUCCACUUUGGAAGCGAUCCAUACAACCUAAAAGUGGAGCUCAGCAAGCUCCUCCAGGCCUCUCCAGAACUGAUGGAGCUAGGCUCAACCAGUUCAGACUGGUGGCCUCUGAUCCACCACGUCACAGGAGACCCCCUCGCUGCUGACACCACAGGUGAUGGGAAUCUCAACGAGGGGGUUACCUAUCAGCAGAUGCAGGGGAUCAUAGAGGAGCUGCUGGAGGAGAACAGCUACUAUGAAGCAACAAACAGCAGGGGCACAGUGAAAAGAAAUGACCAAGACAAGAAGUGACCAUCCGUCAAUAUUCAUCUUCAGUUCACAAUGAUUAUUAAUCUUUUUUUAAAUGUUCUUUAUAUAUAAUUUAUACUUAUUUAACAGAAACCUAUUAUAUCAUUUAUACUAAUUUAACAUAUAAACCUCUGUAAAUCAUAAAUAAGAACAUGUUUUAGUUUGUACUUGACUUGUUGACAACUUGGCAGGUUGCUGUUGUGAGGCUGGUGUAACAUGUUUCCACAUGUUUAUAUCAGCACACUCCUCCUCACUGGUUCUCAGGAGCUGUUUGUACAGAUGUCAUGUGACUGAGCUAAUUUCCAAAGAUAAUUAGUCACCCUUGCACUGAAAAUGCUUGUAUGUGCUUUUAAUGAAGGUUGAAGAUAUAUAUGAUUAUUGUUGUUGUUAUAUUUCGUGUUUAUUUUUUAAAGCCUGUGAGCGUUUCAGUCGUUACAAGCUUCUCAUAUUAAAACAAACUGGCCUCCGGGCUGCAUGACACACACAGCCACCACCGUCCAAAGCUUUUAAUCAGUGGGUUUCAGCAGCUCUGCUCGUGUGAAGCUUUCUGUUUUUUGUUUAUUCAGGUUUGUCUGAGUGCAGUGCUUUAAAUGCUCCGGACCAGACUCAGCGGUUUGACUGUUUUCAGAAUGUGUUAUUCAAGUGGCUGCGACCCAGUUUCCUCACUCACUUCGCUCUCAGAGAGCUGAUAAGACUUCACCUUAGUUCACCAUCAAUCCUCACACAUAUCAGUGUUUGACUGAAGCUUUAGCAGAUGUAAAUACAAGGUCAAAUGUUUUUCCACUUGUGUUGAAUUAACAUGCUCUCUGAAAUACUGUUAUAUUGUUAGUGUUAGUGUACUGUUGUAUUUUUUGUAUGUAAUUUCAUUUUGAAGAGCUGAUAGCAGCUGAAAAUAAACUUUCUUGUGCACUUUGAUCGAAAAGGGAACUGUCAGUAUAUAAUCUGUAUAAAGAACAGUGAACUAUUUUAAAGUGAUAUAUUAAAUAAACACUUUUUUCA
Messenger RNA from Seriola aureovittata, 4467 nucleotides. It is a transcript of the gene nek10, whose product is annotated as NIMA-related kinase 10. NCBI's taxonomy places the organism in Eukaryota, Metazoa, Chordata, Actinopteri, Carangiformes, Carangidae. The record is from RefSeq and is a predicted model, not a curated record. Gene Ontology annotation, biological process: protein phosphorylation. Gene Ontology annotation, molecular function: ATP binding; protein kinase activity; protein binding.